This is a messenger RNA of Neurospora crassa OR74A, 4908 nucleotides long. It is a transcript of the gene ace-8, whose product is annotated as pyruvate kinase. NCBI's taxonomy places the organism in Eukaryota, Fungi, Ascomycota, Sordariomycetes, Sordariales, Sordariaceae. Gene Ontology annotation, cellular component: cytoplasm. Bases 1378 to 2961 code for a protein of 527 amino acids. Gene Ontology annotation, molecular function: pyruvate kinase activity; magnesium ion binding; potassium ion binding. The record is from RefSeq and is a predicted model, not a curated record. Gene Ontology annotation, biological process: glycolytic process. The transcript has 5 exons.
GAGGAGACGGGAUGCGAUGCGAUGCGAUGCGAUGCGAUGCGAUGCGAUAUGCGAUAUGCGAUGCGACGAUCGGUUCGGAAUUCGGCGCCGUCGGGUUAGGGGGUCGAUGUCGAUGGUGGUGGUGGUGGUGAUGGUGAUGAUGAUGAUAUUCCCGGGGCGGGAGCGGUGUUGCAGGUCAGGAAGGUGUUUCGGGAGGUGCUGUGGGGAGUGAACUUGAGUGCCUGCAGCAAGGCGUCGGGCGAUGCGGUGGGCAACGUAACGGCGCGAUCACAGGGAGGCGGGAAAGCGGCCUUUGAGGUACCUCUAGUGUCGCGGGUAGGAGCCGGGGCACUGCGGUCAAGGAUUGUGAGUGUGGAGCGGAACUGGAAGGCUGGAAGGAGAAGAAGGGAUUGUCAGGAGACAGGGUCCAGGGAGUUGGGUUCUCGAGGGAUCAUCUUGGCACGAUCACGUGUUGACUAACGUGACUUCUCUUGGCUGUCUGCAAGAUGGCCCCACGGCAGUGGAGCCCAAUGGAGCGAUGAUCGGGCAAUGGCCGGUGCCCCCUGCCAGUCCGGCCGAAUUUAGGGUUGGCUUGACCAUUCCCUUUUGGGGGAAAGCGGGGCUUGGUCAGCGACCUCAGGUGGGGGGUGAGGGGCAGGGGCAGGCAUAAGCUACGCGGCACCGGGCGGCCAGUGGCGGCUUGGAGAGUGUUUUCGGUGGGCUCUGGUGGGAUGUCCUCCACUGCGGCGGCGGAACUAUGGCGGGAUGACAAGGUUGCAGCUCCCAGAGCAAUGCUGCCUCCGCGAAGACGCCGACACGGGGGCGUCAAGAGCGGAUGCGAAGAGGGGAUCCCCAACCUUCUGUCGAUGGACGUUUCGAGGGCCGCACUGCCGCUUCUGCCUUGAGGUUGAGUGGGAAGGACAGGAGUCGCCGAGAGCCAGACGGAUACCAAAGUGACCAAACGAGGGGAAGGAAGGAGACCAGUGGUGCAGGCGUGGUGUGCUAGUGGUGCGACUGGUGCCAGGCGUUUCUCUUAUCAGUUUUUAUCGCGCAAUAGCCCGUCAAAGAUUGGUUCGAGCCUGGGCGAAACGACAAAGCAGAAAAAAAAAGAUCCAGGUCCAUUUCCCCUCCGCGGUCUCGGUGUUGAUUUUCUGAUUUCUAUCCUCUCUCUUCCUCUCCCUCUCCCCAAACUUUUCCCUCAACAAUUCCCCCCCUCCUUCGUUCACCCCAAGCUACAGCUUCAGAUUUCGUCUUGAGAUCUGAACAACCGAAUCAUCAGCUUCGGUUCCAUUUUCAGAUUUCCCCAUACCUCAAAGAUUCGCGUCAACCCCGCGCGCUUCAAUCUACACCUCGAUAACACCUCCCAUUCCCCUCCAACACCACACAUAAACCUUCACAAUGGCCGCUACUGCGCUUGACCAUCUCAGCCUCGGCGGCAAGAUUCAGUGGCUCGCUCAGCUUAACACUGAGUUCCAGCCCGCUCGCGAGUUCCGUCGCACUUCCAUCAUCUGCACCAUUGGUCCCAAGACCAACUCGGUCGAGGCCAUCAACAAGCUCCGCGAUGCUGGUCUCAACGUCGUUCGCAUGAACUUCUCCCACGGAAGCUACGAGUAUCACCAGUCCGUCAUUGACAAUGCUCGCCAGGCUGAGAAGGUUCAUCCCGGCCGCCCUAUUGCCAUUGCCCUUGACACCAAGGGCCCUGAGAUCCGUACCGGCAACACCAAGAACGAUGAGGAUAUUCCCAUCUCCGCCGGUACCAUCCUUAACAUCACCACUGAUGAAAAGUACAAGGAUGAGUGCACUAUCGAGCACAUGUACGUCGACUAUGUCAACAUCACCAAGGUCAUUGCUCCUGGCCGUAUCAUCUACGUCGACGAUGGUGUCCUCGCUUUCGAGGUCCUCGAGAUUGUCGAUGACAAGACCAUCAAGGUUAAGGCCCGCAACAACGGCUACAUCUCCUCCCGCAAGGGUGUCAACCUUCCCAACACCGAUGUCGAUCUCCCUGCUCUUUCCGAGAAGGAUAAGGCCGAUCUCAGGUUCGGUGUCAAGAACAAGGUCGACAUGGUCUUUGCUUCUUUUAUCCGUCGCGGCCAGGACAUCAAGGACAUUCGUGAGGUCCUUGGCGAGGAUGGCAAGCAGAUCCAGAUCAUUGCCAAGAUCGAGAACAGGCAGGGUCUCAACAACUUUGCUGAGAUUCUCGCCGAGACCGAUGGUGUCAUGGUUGCCCGUGGUGACUUGGGUAUUGAGAUCCCCGCCGCCGAGGUGUUCGCUGCCCAGAAGAAGAUCAUCGCCAUGUGCAACAUUGCCGGCAAGCCCGUCAUCUGCGCUACCCAGAUGCUCGAGUCCAUGAUCAAGAACCCCAGACCCACCAGAGCCGAGAUCAGCGAUGUCGGUAACGCUGUUACCGAUGGUGCUGACUGCGUCAUGCUUUCUGGUGAGACCGCCAAGGGUGCUUACCCCACCGAGGCCGUCCGUGAGAUGAGCGAGGCCGUUCUUAAGGCCGAGAACACCAUCCCCUACGUCAGCCACUUCGAGGAGCUUUGCAGCUUGGCCAAGCGCCCCGUCUCCAUUGUCGAGUCCUGCGCCAUGGCCUCUGUCCGCGCCUCCCUUGACCUUAACGCCGCUGCCAUUCUUGUUCUCUCCACCUCCGGCGAGUCCGCUCGUCUCAUCUCCAAGUACCGCCCUGUGUGCCCCAUCAUCAUGAUCACCAGGAACGACUCUGCUUCGAGGUACGCCCACCUUUACCGUGGCGUCUACCCCUUCCUUUUCCCCGAGUCCAAGCCCGACUUUAGCAAGGUCAACUGGCAGGAGGAUGUUGAUCGUCGCAUCAAGUGGGGUCUCAGCCACGGUAUUGGCCUCAAGGUCCUCAACGAGGGCGAAACCGUUGUCGUUGUUCAGGGCUGGAAGGGUGGUAUGGGUAACACCAACACCUUCCGUAUCGUUAAGGCCGAUGUCAACCACCUCGGUCUUGGCCAGCCUUAAAUGGCACAGGAAAAGGGGCAAGAGUCUGAAAAUUAGAUGAGUUGGCUUAAUCACUGGUUAUUUUCGUGUCAUGAUUAUGAUGGUUACAAGGCCUCGGUAAAGGCUAUUGGUGUUAGGUUUUGCGGAGAAAUUGCUUUUCAGGUGGACACAUUCUUAGGUCCAUUCAAUAGACUUCCUAUGCACGAUCAGUUUCGUGUCCUCAUCCCUUGUCUCAGUCUUGCGUUUGUGGUUGUGUGCGUUGACGUAUCACAGGAUCACAGGGGUUGUUACCCAAACCAUUCAAAUUAUCAUACUCUAACUUAAAUUAACAUGAACGACACCUGUCGGUCAGCACAAAAGAUGGACGGAUGCCCCGUCACCACUGCUCCCACUUACACACGGCGCCUUCAUAGUCAUCUCCUAAACUUCUUGGCCGAACCAAACCUAGCAUAACUACUACAAGCGUAAUCGGAUUCCGUAUCCGAUGACAAGUCUCUAUCCUCCUCGUCCUCGUCCCCGUCCACAUCCGACGAUCCUGCCGAGCUCACACUGGCCACCAUGACCGAUUCAUCCACGACCUUCCCCGUGUCCCUCGACACAUGGGCCGGCUUAAACUGGAACAUGGUAGUCCCAUUACCGCCAAAUAACCCGGCCGCAACGGGAAGCUCCAAGCGGAAGACGGUGGCGUGGUAGGAAUAGAAGGCCUGCUGGAUGGACUCCUCGAAUUGUAGACCGGGGACAGAUUCAAGGUAGUUCCGGAACUGGUCAAUAGCCAGGACGAGUGGAUCACUGGAAGGAAGGUUACGAGACGGGAAGCGUCCGGGACGCUCGAUGACGUAUUCCCGCGCGUCGAGUAUGAGGGCCGUGAGAGAGUGCAGGGCUAAGCAAGCUUUAUGGAGAGCUUCACUGGUGGAUGAGGAUGAGAGGCCGGGACUGGUGUUUAAGGUCGUGAGGGGCUUGUAUCCGGGACCCGGGGAAGUCCCGGAGGGGAAGAAAUGCACUUCUUCGGGAUUGGGACGAGACAUGGAGCAGAGAUACGGGACCGUGGCUUCACGGCCUCGAGCUCGGGUCAUGGGAGGGUUGGUACGAAGAUAGCCGGUCCAACUCUUGGGUACCUUCCAUUUGGUAGUACCGACGUUGUUAGGCUUGCCCUGUCCAUGUCCAUGCCCCUGAGGGACGUCGACAUGGAACCAGGCCCCUGAGUACUUGGGGUUGGUGACUACCUUCUCCCAAAAGGGGGAAAGGUAUCCGGCACCCGCCUUGUCAGUGUCGUUCCCGAUGAGCUGCAUCUCGGCGAGGUCCAGCUCACUGGCAACAUCGUGGAGCGCGUUGAAGAGGGUCGUUAGACCGCUUUCGACGACGAGGUUCAGGUGGCUACUUGGAGGAGGCUCGGCACGGUUACCAACAUGUUGGUUGUAGCCGUAGCCGUAGGGUUCCAUGCCGCCGCUGCUUUUGAACAGAGCGUUGAUGAUGCAGUCGGCGUGCUCAGGCUCAAUGGCGAGGUAGUUCUCGUGGUUGAUGCCAUCUGGGUGGACGAGGUGGAACAUGGAGUAGUCGUAACCGUGGUGGGGGAGGAGGCUUUUGAGGAGGUCGUUGUGAGCGAAGGGGUGGGAUGGGACUGGCGCUGGCGCUGGAACGUUGUAAAAAGUGUUGAAGCUUUGGAUGGGAACUAAUUGGUGGUUACUAUCGUCUUUAGUGGUCUUGGUGGCCAUUUUGGGUCCGGCUUUGCCAGUGUUGCGAGCGUUCUGUUUGCGAAGGGGCAUAGUUGGUGAAAUCGAGUUGUUGGCUUUCGGCUGUUAAAGUGCUGAGGGGUGGAUGUAUGCUUUUGAAGUUUUAGCGUGUAUUGUCUAUUCAAAGCAUGUUGGAUGACUGGAAAGCAAGCCGUUAUAUAGUUCCCUAAAGGCGAUGAGGCUCUAUACCUACUGUCAACCUAAGAAUCCAAGAUAAGGAUGUUUGAGCCCCGUAAAC